Messenger RNA from Puma concolor (puma), 2148 nucleotides. Lineage: Eukaryota; Metazoa; Chordata; Mammalia; Carnivora; Felidae. The record is from RefSeq and is a predicted model, not a curated record.
AUGCCCACUAUGACUUCAUGCAGCUGGCCUGUGAGAGGCAGUCAGGUGGUUGUCCACGGCUACCAGUCUUUCAUGUCCACUGUGACUUUCAGGAUCACAAGCCCUUUUGUACCUACCAUGCCUUCUCCAGCUACGAGACCCUCAAAGCCCAGCACGUCUCCAGCAUCCACUGGACCCUCGAUGUCCCCCGUGCCUCCCAAGCCUCCCGCCUCCUUGAAGACCACCAAAUCGGCAAAGACCAACAGUGCUUCAGUGCCCACCAAGCCAUCAACAGCCCCUAACUCAGUCACAAGCCCAAGCAGUUCUAGGUCUCCCAAGUGGGCAAGUACGAAGACAGCUGCUUCUAAACAGUCCAGCAGCAAGUCCCGAGCCCGGAAUGGGACAAGAACACCCAGCAAAGCCAGCACCGACACCAGGGCGAGGAAGGCCAGCACCGACACCAGGGCCAGGUGGGCAAGUACGAAGACAGCUGCUUCUAAACAGUCCAGCAGCAAGUCCCGAGCCCGGAAUGGGACAAGAACACCCAGCAAAGCCAGCACCGACACCAGGGCGAGGAAGGCCAGCACCGACACCAGGGCCAGCAAGGCCAGCACCGACACCAGGGCCAGCAAGGUCAGUGGGGUAAGACUCCACCAGCAGAGGGGCACACACAGCCGGGGCAGAACUCCCAGAAGAAGGGGAAGCCGCAGCUCCAAGAGGUCACCCAGCAGAGCCAGCACUACCAGCAGGAUGAGAACUCACGGUGCCACCCCAAGUGUGCCCAACAGGAUGAGAACUCCUACUUCCCAGAAAAAACAGAGUGGGGGCAAGAGUUGCAGCCGGCCUAGAAACAACAACCGAGAAAGAAAUAAGAGCCAGCUUAGAAGUGUGAGCAGAGAGAAGAGUUACAGCCCACCAGGAGCCUCAGGCAUGGGGAAGAGUUCUGGGCUGGCUAUAACCCCAAGUAGGGCAAAGAGUUACAGCCCCACUGGAACUCCCUUCAAGGAGAGAGGUUCCAGCCAGUCUCCAUCAACGUCAAGGAGGGUAAAGAGUUAUAGUCAGAUGGUCACCCCUGGCAGGGAAUGGAGUUACAGCCCAAGUGAAGUAUCUAGCAGGCUCAAGAGUUACAACCAGGAUACUGCACCCAGCAGGACCCAGGGUCACAACCGGUCUAGCGCCCCCGGCAGGACCCAGAGUCACAGCCGGUCUAGCACCCCCGGCAGGACCCAGAGUCACAGCCGGUCUAGCACCCCCGGCAGGACCCGAAGUGAGAGCCCGUCUAGCACCCCCAGCAGGACCCGAAGUGAGAGCGGGUCUAGAAUGCCCAGAAGGGCAAGAAGUCAUAGUAUGGUGAGAAGUCACAGUUGGAAGAGAAGUCACAGUAGAGCAAGAAGUCGUACCCGGAAAGGAACUCGCAGUCAGAUGAGAAGACACAGCCAAUCUAGAAUCCACAGCAAGGGGGGAAACUAUAACCAAUAUAGAAUGCCCAGAAGGGAAAGAAGCCCCAGCCAGGAGAGAGAUCACAGACGAUCGAGAACACUCAGCCAGGAGAGAAGUCAUAGCCCAUCUGGAACCUCCCACAAAGAAAGAGAUCACAGCCGAUCUAGAACUUCCAACAGUGAAAGAGAGCACAGCCAAACCAGAACCCCCAGAAAAGAGAGAAACCGCAGCCAACUCAGAACCCCUAGAAAUGAGAGAGAUCACAGCCAAUUCAGAACCUUCAGAAAAGAAAGAGAUUGCAGCCAAUCCAGAGAGGAGAGAGAUCACAGCCUAUCUAGAACCUCUAGCAAGAGAGGUCACAGCCAAUCUAGAACCCCCAGCAAGGAGAGAGACCACAGCCGAUCUAGAACCCCCAGCAACGAAAGAGACCACAGCCGAUCUAGAACCCCCAGCAACGAAAGAGACCACAGCCGAUCUAGAACCCCUAAUAAGAAGAGCAAUCCUAGCCAAUCUACAACCCCCAAAAGUCUCAGCCAGAAGGAUUCCACUAGCAGGGCACAUAGUCCCAGUCAGAACAGAACACCUAGCAAGACAAGGUGCCCUUCCCCCUCCAGAUUUCUCAGUGGAGCCCCAAUUCCAAACCAGGAUGAUAUUCAAGGUAACGCCGCCAUCUCUAAGGCUGCCUCACCUGGAGAGAGGUCCUCAUCGUCUUCUUCCAAGCUGGCAUAG